This is a messenger RNA of Triticum aestivum (bread wheat), 1956 nucleotides long. RefSeq names its product bZIP transcription factor 1-A-like. Gene Ontology annotation, cellular component: nucleus. Gene Ontology annotation, molecular function: DNA-binding transcription factor activity; sequence-specific DNA binding. Gene Ontology annotation, biological process: regulation of DNA-templated transcription. The record is from RefSeq and is a predicted model, not a curated record. Lineage: Eukaryota; Viridiplantae; Streptophyta; Magnoliopsida; Poales; Poaceae. Bases 434 to 1579 code for a protein of 381 amino acids. The transcript has 15 exons.
ACCACGCUUCGCCACUCGAUUCCUCUUUUUAUGCGCCCUCCUCUCCUGUUUGUCUGUCCGACGUUGCGAUUGGAGUGCGUUCAGACCAUUUUCUCUUCCCAUCUCCAUACAUGCGCCACGCCUCCACCCAGAAUUCCCAAUUCCACGGCCUCCGGGCCUCCUGCCGCCGAAGCAAGCUCGCCGCCUCCACGGAAUUCUUCUGCCCCCUUGCACCGGGCCGGCGCGGAGCCGAGAUCCGCCCCCGCUGAUUCAUUCUUCUGGUCUUGUUAGAGAUUCCAUCACUCCAUCUACGAAACGAAGGACACAUAAAGAACAAAGGUGCCUGUGGCCAUCAACCCAAGUUGUUUUCUCUUGCUAUAAAGGGAAAACCCUGCGUUACUUUCUGUAACUUAGGAGGUGAAAGGAAGAGAGGACUAGAGACGAGGAAUUCAUAAUGGGAAAGGGAGAUGUGGCCACUAGGUCCAAAUCCCAGAAAUCGUCGACAGCACAGAAUGAACAGAGUACACCUACUAAUCCUCGUACAGCAUAUCCUGACUGGUCCCAGUUUCAGGCAUACUAUAAUGUCCCUGGUACGGCUCAAAUGACCCCACCGGCUUAUUUUCAUUCAACGGUGACUCCAGGUCCUCAGGGGCAUCCAUAUAUGUGGGGUCCACAGAUGAUGCCUCCUUACGGGACACCGCCACCAUACACAACAAUGUAUGCUCAAGGCACACCAUAUCAGCAGGCUCCUAUGCCACCGGGCUCACACCCAUACAGCCCAUAUCCUGUUCAAGCACCAAAUGGGACAGUUCAAACUCCUACAUCUGGCGCUGGAGGGUCGGAGACAGAUAAGUCAAACAAAAAUAAGCGGAAGACUCCCCUGAAGAGAUCCAAAGGAAGCUUAGGUAGUCUGGACGUAGUUACAGUAAAAGAUAAAACGCCACCUGCAAAACCUUUAGUGUCAUCCUCCAAUGAAGGUUCUUCACAAAGCGAGAGUGGAAGCGGAAGUUAUUCUGGAGGGAGCAGUACAAAUUCUAAAAGUGGUUCACACACAAAGGAUGGUUCUGAGCACGGCCCGGGUAAUGAUGCUAGCAAUAAAGGAGUCACUGCUCAGGGCACAGCAGUUGAGCCCACACAAGUAUCUUCUGGGCCAGUUGUGCUUAACCCUAUGAUGCCAUAUUGGCCUGUUCCCCCUCCCAUGCCUGGCCAAGCAACUGGUGUAAGCAUGGGAGUGGAUUACUGGGGUGCUCCUACUUCUGUACCUAUGCAUGGCAAAGCUGUCGCUGCACCGACAUCUGCUCCUUCAUCAAAUUCUCGUGAUAUCGUUCUUAGUGAUCCGGUCAUACAGGAUGAACGAGAAGUGAAGAAACAAAAACGGAAGCAAUCAAACAGGGAAUCAGCUCGUCGCUCUAGAUUGCGCAAGCAGGCUGAAUGGGAGGAAGUAGCCAGUCGAGCUGAUUUGCUGAAGCAGGAGAACAGUUCACUUAAGGAAGAAUUGAAACAACUUCAGGAGAAGUGUGAUAACUUGACCUCAGAAAAUACAUCUUUACAUGAAAAGCUUAAAGCGCUUGAUAGUGAGAAACCAAAUGGAAACUUGUGAAGCAGUGAAGGCCGCGGCUUCACUUUCUGACUGCUGAUAUAAACUGGAGGUGACAUGAUAGGCCGGAGAUAAUUAGUAGGUGUUCAUGUGUGCGAUUAGAUUUUUGGCUGAGAUGGUAGGAUUGUAUCAUAGGAUUCAACAUGAUGGCUACAGUUUCUUCGUCUUCUUUGUCGGGACGUGGCCGCUGCCGUGCUCUAUGGUGUUUUUUUUCCUUUUUCCUGCGUUUGUGUGAGAUGCUACCUUAGCAGUAUGUAAAGAUCCCCAAGCUAUAUUUGAGACUUUGCGGGAUUAGCUUAUAAGAUGCUUGUUGUAGAGCUACUGGUUGACCUGAACUGAUGCUUGUUAUAGUUAUGAUUUAUAACAUCCAGAGUUACUAA